Hemisphaericaspora subhashii is the source of this 1788-nucleotide messenger RNA. It is a transcript of the gene MKC1, whose product is annotated as mitogen-activated serine/threonine-protein kinase. Gene Ontology annotation, biological process: protein phosphorylation; intracellular signal transduction. Gene Ontology annotation, molecular function: MAP kinase activity; ATP binding. The transcript has a single exon. The record is from RefSeq and is a predicted model, not a curated record. NCBI's taxonomy places the organism in Eukaryota, Fungi, Ascomycota, Pichiomycetes, Serinales, Debaryomycetaceae. Gene Ontology annotation, cellular component: cytoplasm; nucleus. Bases 1 to 1788 code for a protein of 595 amino acids.
AUGGCAUCUCGCCCAAGUAAUACUAAUCCUGAUGGAACUGAUGCUGGUCCAGUCUAUUAUGGAAGAACUGUUAAUAAAGUUUACAACCAAGAAUUCAUAAUUGAUAAAAGAUUCAAAAUAGUUAAAGAAUUAGGUCAUGGUGCUUAUGGUAUAGUUGUAUCAGCUAAAUAUGAUGAUGGUUCUUCAACUACAACCAGUCCUGAUUCAGCCAAUACUUCAUCUUCAUCUGAUGGUUCUUAUGUUGCAAUUAAAAAAAUUACCAAUAUUUUCAGUAAGAAAAUUCUUUGUAAAAGAUCACUUCGUGAAUUAAAAUUAUUACAAUUCUUUAGAGGUCAUAAGAAUAUUACUUGUUUAUAUGAUUUAGAUAUCAUUCCUAAUCCAUUGACUGGAGAUUUCAAUGAAGUUUAUCUUUAUGAAGAAUUAAUGGAAUGUGAUAUGCAUCAAAUCAUUAGAUCGGGUCAACCAUUAACAGAUUCUCAUUAUCAAUCCUUCAUAUAUCAAAUACUAUGCGGAUUAAAAUAUAUUCAUUCAGCAGAUGUUUUACAUCGUGAUUUAAAACCAGGCAAUUUAUUAGUCAAUGCUGAUUGUGAAUUAAAAAUCUGUGAUUUCGGAUUAGCUAGAGGAUUUCUGGAAGAUGUAGAACAAAAUGCCGGAUUUAUGACUGAAUAUGUUGCUACUAGAUGGUAUCGCGCCCCUGAAAUCAUGUUAAGUUUUACUAAUUAUACUAAAGCAAUUGAUAUUUGGUCUGUUGGAUGUAUAUUAGCAGAAUUAUUAGGUGGGAAACCCAUAUUUAGAGGAAAAGAUUAUGUUGAUCAAUUAAAUCAAAUCUUAUUAAUCUUGGGUACUCCACCUGAAUCUACUUUAACUAGAAUUGGUUCAACUAGAGCUCAAAAUUAUGUUAGAUCUUUACCUAUUAUGAGAAAGGUUCAUUAUAAACAAUUAUAUCCUGAUGCUAGUCCAUUGGCCCUUGAUUUAUUAGAAAAAAUGUUAACUUUAGAUCCUUCAAAAAGAAUUUCAGUAGAAGAAGCAUUAAAUCAUAAAUAUUUGGAAAUAUGGCAUGAUGAAAGAGAUGAACCUGAAUGUCAAGUUAAAUUUGAUUUUAAAUCGUUUGAAACAGUUGAUGAUAUAAAAGAUAUGAAACAAUUAAUAAUUGAAGAAGUUAAGAAUUUCCGAGAAUUUGUUAGAAAACCAAUUGAUGAGCAACAACAAAUUCAAUUACAAUUACAAAUCCAACAAAAGCGUCAACAAGAAGAAGAGGAAGCAAGACAACGUCAACAAGAAUUACAAAGAGAACAACAACAACAACAACUGCAACAAUUACGUCAACAACAACAACAAGAGCAAGAAAGACAAAGACAGCAACUCGAAAGCCAAAGACAACAACAAGCACAUGUUGAAGCUCAAGCCCUUUUGGACCAAUAUGAACCAAUGGAUAUUUCUCAAACUCCAAUCACUCAACAUCCUCAUUAUGAAUAUAUGUCUCAUAAUCAAAAUACUGCAAUGGUAAAUACUAAUCCACAACAAUUGAUGGAAAAUCAACAACAAUAUUAUCAAAUUCCAAAACCUCAAGAGAUUAAUGAAUUUUCAUUUCAAGGACAAGGACAAGGUGCCGCUACAGCUGGUUCUACUACAACGGCAACUACGUCUAUUGCAUCAAAUGAUUUUAUAAAUGAACAAUUAUAUCAAGACAUUACUCAAACUACACCUUCUGGAAAUGAAUAUUUACGAUUAGAUGAGGAAUUAGGAUUUGGAUUGGAUAUGAAUCCAGUAUUCAAUAAUUAUCAAUAA